Molecule: messenger RNA, 2307 nt
Organism: Myotis daubentonii (Daubenton's bat)
Lineage: Eukaryota; Metazoa; Chordata; Mammalia; Chiroptera; Vespertilionidae
Gene: HSD17B7
Product: hydroxysteroid 17-beta dehydrogenase 7
Biological process (GO): cholesterol biosynthetic process
Cellular component (GO): endoplasmic reticulum membrane
Molecular function (GO): 3-beta-hydroxysteroid 3-dehydrogenase (NADP+) activity; 5-alpha-androstane-3-beta,17-beta-diol dehydrogenase (NADP+) activity; estradiol 17-beta-dehydrogenase [NAD(P)+] activity
Source: RefSeq, a predicted model, not a curated record
GGCGUGGCACUCCUGUGUCACCGAGUCCUGAUUGGGCGGCGGGCGUGAGAGGCGGGGGCGGCAGGGAUCCGAGCUGCGCGGGUCCUGCUGGGCUGUCGGUCGGUGCGCGGAGAUGAGGAAGGUGGUCCUGGUCACCGGGGCGAGCAGUGGCGUCGGCCGAGCGCUGUGCCAGCGGCUGCUGGAGGAGGACGACGGGCUGCACCUGUGCUUGGCGUGCAGGAACCGGGGCCGGGCCGAGGCCGUGCGCGCCGCGCUGCUGGCCGCCCGGCCCUCCGCCCAGGUGAGCACCGUGCAGGUGGACGUCUCCGACCUGCGCUCGGUGCUGCGGGCCGCCAGGGAGCUCAGGCGCAGGUUUCAGCGGUUAGACUAUGUGUACCUGAACGCCGGGAUCAUGCCCAGCCCGCACCUGAACGUCGGAGCGGUGCUCUCCAGUCUCUUUUCAAGAAAGGUGAUCCACGUGUUCUCCACCGCGGAGGGGCUGCUGACCCAGGACGACAGGGUCACUGCCCACGGCCUCCAGGAGGUCUUUGCAACCAAUGUCUUUGGCCACUUUGUCCUGAUUCGGGAGCUGGACCCCCUCCUCGGUCGCGGUGACAGCCCGUCUCAGCUCAUCUGGACGUCGUCCCGCAGCGCCCGCAAGGCCAGCUUCAGCCUGGAGGACUUCCAGCACAGCAAGGGCCAGGAGCCCUACAGCUCCUCCAAGUACGCGCUGGACCUCCUGAGUGUGGCCUUGAACAGGAACUUCAACCAGCGGGGCCUGUUCUCCAGUGUGGUGUGCCCGGGGACCAUGCUGACCAACCUGACCUACGGGAUCCUGCCCCGCUUCGUGUGGACACUGAUAAUGCCGAUCAUAUGGCUGCUUCGCUUCUUUGCAAACGCUUUCACCUUGACGCCGUACAAUGGAGCCGAGGCCCUGGUGUGGCUCUUCCACCAGAAGCCCGAGUCCCUCAACCCUCUGACCAAGUACCUGAGCGCCACCACCGGCUUCGGGAGCAACUACGUGACGACGGAGAAGAUGGACCUCGACGACGACACUGCUGAGAAGUUUUACCGGAGCCUCCUGGAGCUGGAGAGGCACCUGCGGGCCACCCUGCUGAGCCCCGACUAGCAGAGCGGCGGUGGCCGGAGCGCGCGCCCUCUGUCCUCUGUGCCGGGCCCCUGGCCCCUGGCGCGGGGAUGGUGUUGUUUGUGGUGAAGUGAACGCUCCGUCUCCCUUCUGUCCGGCGUUCUCUCCAAGGCCGUGUGUGCUCGUGGAAAAGGUUCACAAGUGAAAGUCACUUGGCUGUUCUCCAGAGUGGUGGCCCACCCAGCUCAGCCAGAGCCCCCGCUGCCACCUCCUCUCGGGGCUCCUGUCCCACCAGCUGGAGCCCCAGCCGGGCUCCGGGCCAGGCCUGGCAGGGACACGGCCACUCUGAGUGACAGGCUCAGCUGUGCCCUUGUCCCGGGGGCAUUUUCUUAGGCCUUUCCCUUAACCUUCCCACUGCUCCUACCAGCCCCACGCUCCAGCCUGGCCUCUCCUUCAGGCGCCACCUGGCUGUCGCAGGAACUAAGGAACUAGUGUGCUGGGGCCGCCUCAAUUAUUUCUUACAAUUUUUUUAAAUUUAAGGGACAAUUUAAAAGUAUAUUUGUAUUGAUUUCAUAGAGGAAAGGAGAGGGAGAUAAAGAUGAUGAGAGAGAAUCAUCAGUUGGCUGCCUCCUGCAUGCCCCCUCCUAGGGACUCAGCCUGCAACCUGGGCAUGCGCCCUGACCUUGACCAGGAAUCGAAACGUGACAUCCUGGUUCGUGGGUCAGCGCUCAACCACUUAGCCACACCGCUGGGCUUUCUUACUGUAUUUUAAAAGCGUCAUCUUGACAUUGAGGUCAGUCCAUGUUACCAUGGGCCUGGCUCUUAACACCAUCUGCAAAUCUGACCAACACAUUACUGACCAACACAUUUUCAUGCCCAUGUUUUAAUGGAUGUAAACUUGGGCAAGAAUGAUUCACUCACAUUUUAUGUUUCAAUAAAAUUUUCCAGCUGAGCUAUUGCUGGUGUUGGCAGUGGUCAGAGGCAGUGGUCGGAAGUUAAUUCAGACUUUGUUUCCAUGACAUGAAGACAAAAUGCUGAAAUGCUUAGAUGUUUUUACCCUAAAUAUAACCAACACCUGGGACACAAUAAAGUGAGUGAUGUUUCGGAUGAGUCAAUAACAGUGAAAAAUUAUAUUUAAAUAUAAUUUCUAUACAUUUUGAAGUAUGAAAUUUUUAUUAUAAUCUCUCUAAUUUUGUUGCUAAAGAUAUUUUCAAUAAAGUUGGACAUUCUAUAGGCAAAAA